AUGUAAAAAUACUAAUUAACAAUAAAGCUCAAUUAUUGCUUCUAAUAGCUGCUCAACUAUCAUUAAUAAUAUUAAUCUUUAGGAAUUCAAUAAUCUUAAGAAACUAAAGCAUAUAAAGCUUGUAAAGUUUGUGAAUAAGAUAGACCAUAUGAAAAAUUCUCUUAAUUCAAAGAAAUUAAGGAUAGAUUAAGUUCAUAAGCAUCUAUUGAUCUAAUAACUUAUUUUAAUAAAAUUUCAUAAACAAUAAUCAAAUAGACUCAAGAAUAAAAGCAAAAAUUAUUUGAAUUGGCAGAAUAAAUAUAAGAAACAGUGCUAAAUGGAAUAUUUUCAAUAUUUUAAUUAUAAGGAACUGAGAUAUUAUAGAAUGCUAAUUAAUUUUCUGCUUAAGAAUUAUUCUAUGUAUAAUUUAAACAUUUCUAUUAGCUAAUGAUACCAUAAACAAAUUAAAAUAAUUGA
This is a messenger RNA of Paramecium sonneborni, 456 nucleotides long. Lineage: Eukaryota; Ciliophora; Oligohymenophorea; Peniculida; Parameciidae. The record is from the annotation of a GenBank genome assembly.